CGGCGGUGGGACUAGGGGGAAGGAUUGGUGCUGGGAGAAAGCGUCACUCUUAUCUAGGCCUGGUAUUGCGGCGGUUGGGCUCUGGAGGUGAAGGGCAGCUCUCCGCGGCAUGUGUAUGUGGAGUGACUGGGUGGGCCGCCUGGAGAUGAGACACCCAUCGGGCCUGGUUGCCGUCAUAACCGGAGGAGCCUCGGGCUUAGGCCUGGCCACGGCGGAGCGACUGGUGGGGCAGGGGGCCACUGCUGUGCUUCUAGACCUGCCCAACUCGGAUGGGGAGACCCAGGCCAAGAAGUUAGGGAAGAGCUGCGCCUUCGCCCCAGCCGACGUGACCUCAGAGAAGGACGUGCAAGCAGCCCUGACUCUAGCAAAAGAAAAGUUUGGCCGUGUGGAUGUGGCAGUCAACUGUGCAGGCAUUGCAGUGGCCAUCAAGACAUACAACUUAAAGAAGAGCCGGGCCCAUACCUUGGAUGACUUCCAGCGAGUUCUCAAUGUGAAUCUCGUAGGCACCUUCAAUGUGAUCCGCCUGGUGGCUGGUGAGAUGGGCCAGAAUGAACCAGAUCAGGGAGGCCAGCGUGGAGUUAUCAUCAACACUGCCAGCGUGGCUGCCUUUGAGGGCCAGGUUGGACAAGCUGCAUACUCUGCUUCCAAGGGGGGCAUAGUGGGCAUGACACUGCCCAUUGCUCGGGAUCUGGCGCCCAUGGGCAUCCGGGUGAUGACCAUUGCUCCAGGCCUAUUUGGCACCCCACUGCUGACCAGCCUCCCAGAGAAAGUGCGCAACUUCCUGGCCAGCCAGGUGCCCUUCCCGAGCCGACUGGGCGACCCUGCUGAGUAUGCUCAUCUGGUACAGGCCAUCAUUGAGAACCCAUUCAUCAAUGGAGAGGUCAUCCGGCUGGAUGGGGCCAUCCGCAUGCAGCCUUAAAGAGGGCAGAGAAAACACAUGGUCCUCUGCUCCUCCUUCCACUGGAGUAUUAUACUCCAGCUUGGGAGGAAGCCCAGUAGCCAUUUUGUGACUGCCCACCAGUCACCCUCUGUGCCUAAUAAAGUGUCUAUUUCUCAUAGGGA
Molecule: messenger RNA, 1062 nt
Organism: Equus caballus (horse)
Lineage: Eukaryota; Metazoa; Chordata; Mammalia; Perissodactyla; Equidae
Gene: HSD17B10
Product: hydroxysteroid 17-beta dehydrogenase 10
Biological process (GO): estrogen metabolic process; fatty acid metabolic process; androgen metabolic process
Cellular component (GO): mitochondrion
Molecular function (GO): estradiol 17-beta-dehydrogenase [NAD(P)+] activity
Source: RefSeq, a predicted model, not a curated record